UAGUUAGGUUGUCCUUUACAUUAUUGAAUACUUUAUACUAAACUAUGUAUAAAUUAUUAUCAACUAUAAGAAAUCAGAGCAGAUCAAUGGGUAUAUUAUGUAUACCCAUAUCAAUGGUUUGGAUGACAUACCAUAAUAACAAGUAUAAGCCAUCGUUUAUCUGUCACUCGUUUCAGACAACAUCCAGUGGCCGGACAUUGACUACAAAAACAAACAAUCGGUAUCAUUGUCUUAGAUCGGCGGCGCUUAUGGCGGUAAACGAUAACACCGCCGCCGAUACUAUUGGCUUCGAUAUGAUUGAUCUGAAAACCCAAUGCAUCCGAUCGAUUGGUUGGGUUAUAAGACAUCGAAUCAAUGAUGAUAAUACUAGCGGUCGAGGAACGGGUGUUUUUGUUGUCGACAAUCGUCUACUGUUGACCUGUUAUCAUGUGGUCAGACAUAAUCCGAUAGUUUGGAUACAAUAUGUGCGAAACUAUAAUAAUCAGAUAUUAAUGACUUGUCCUAUGAAUGCGGCCGACGUUCUGUAUGUAGAGCCGCACAAUGAUCUGGCAUUAGUACGGCUCAGGGAUCCGCCAUCACCAAUGUAUAAUACGUCGACAACAAUGCCGGUGACAAACAGUCCAGAGAGUACCGAUUUUGGUGCACCAGUAGCUAUGCUAGGUCAUGGUGGAGGCGUAGUGUUUGUAAUGCAUCCGGGUAUGGUUAUUACACCCCAAGUGGACAACUAUUUAAUACCCAUUGCGUACGCCAUCAGUUGUAUACCGUUCAAUGAAAAACUGCCGAUCGUAGCCCACAGUACUAUCGGAGUGCCCGGCAAUUCGGGCGGUCCUGUCAUCGAUACCAAUGGCCAAAUAUGCGGUAUUUUUUGGGGCGGUAUUACCAAAACUGGACAGAUAUCGUUUGCAAUCGGUUCGGAAAUUAUAAAGGAGUUUCUGACUAAAGCAUUGGCCUAUGAAAGUGAUGGUAAAAAGCAUAUCCGUUUCAAGCAACAGUAUGAAUGGGACAGUCGUACUGUUAAUAAAAUAUUGGGUAUAAUCGUAGGUACAAAACCAUUGUCGGAUAGUUUUACAGUCAAAGCGGCACUACCGACGGCCACAACUGAUGCAAAUAGUAUUAUCGGUAGACGUAUUUGUUUACUUAACGGACAGGUAUGCAAUAGUAUCAAUAAUAUCCGAUUGGCUAUCUAUGAUAGACCGCAAGUCAGAGUGACCACUAGAUUGUCUACAAAUGAUGAUAACGACAACAGUACCGAAACGGAUAGUAAGGACAUCAAUACGAUAACAACCAUCGAUAACGAGAGCAAUAGUAUUAUACCAUUAGUUUUUUGA
Molecule: messenger RNA, 1328 nt
Organism: Oppia nitens
Lineage: Eukaryota; Metazoa; Arthropoda; Arachnida; Sarcoptiformes; Oppiidae
Exons: 4
Coding region: 45-1328 (427 amino acids)
Source: RefSeq, a predicted model, not a curated record